Caenorhabditis remanei is the source of this 2631-nucleotide messenger RNA. RefSeq lists its product as uncharacterized. The transcript has 13 exons. Gene Ontology annotation, molecular function: protein binding; RNA binding. The record is from RefSeq and is a predicted model, not a curated record. The coding region runs from base 1 to 2631 and encodes 876 amino acids. NCBI's taxonomy places the organism in Eukaryota, Metazoa, Nematoda, Chromadorea, Rhabditida, Rhabditidae.
AUGGAAAACGAGAUUGCCAAUCUCGUGAUUUCGGAGAACCCGAGCAAGACUUCGGCCAAACUCGGACUGGUUCCUCUGGCAGCAAAAAAGCCAAGAAAUGCUGACCGAGGAAAAAAAGUCACUGUUGAGACUAACAUCAGAAAGCUAAGCAUUGCUCCAAACCAACCAAUCUUCAAAUAUGCGGUUGAAGUCAAUUUCGUUUACCAAAAACCAGACGGCACGGAGUGUACCAUUGAGAUGUCAAAAUCCACCAAAAAGGGAACCGAGCACGACUACGACAAGAUUAAAUGUCAGAAGGUCUAUGAAGAAGCUGUGGGACGAUACGAAGCUUUGAGAAAAGGCGGACCGUUCUUCUAUGAUCGUCAAGCCUCUCUCUACACGCUCACCAAAUUGCAGCUCGAGAACAUCGCCUUCGAUGUCACUCAGGGUAUCAGUAAAAGACCAAACUUCAAGAAAGCUCAAUUCAUUCUCAAGAAAGUUGAUGAGUCUUUCCAAUCAACAUCAAACGAUAUCAAGAAAACUGUCAACCCGUGCCCAGCCAACGCUGAUCGUACCUUGUUGGAGGCCAUGAACAUGGUCGUAUCCGGACCAGCUUUUGAAAACAAGAACGUCAUCACUGUCGGUGCAUGUGUUCACUACCUCAUCGAUUUGAAGAACAUUGAUGUACAAAGCAAGUUUUACGAAGAAGGAGCCCUUUAUUCCGGAGUGGGAGCUUCAAAAUCUGUCAAAACUCUGGAAGGAUCUGACAGAAAUGCUCCCAGCAUUUUCAUGACAACGGAAAUGAAAACUACCCUGUUCCAUCCGGACGAUUGGCCGCUUCUUGAUCUCUUGAAAAGCUACAGAGGAUUCACGACUAACUUGAAGGCAAACACUCCAGCUGCUCAACGGAUUGAGAAGGCUCUCGUCGGUCUCGAUGUCCAAUUGAACUACGGCCCUCAUGUCGGACUCGGAGCGGAUGGAAUCGUUAUGAAAAUUCGAAAAUUUUCGACAUCGGCAAAAGAAACGAACUUCCUUGUGGACGGAAAGAACACAAACGUUGCUGCGUAUUUCAAGUCAAAAUACGGAAUCAAUCUGAAAUAUCCGGAUCUCUUCACAAUUGAAGCGAAAGGAAAGCACGGAAAAAUUCAUUUCCCACCUGAGCUUCUCGUUCUUUGUCCCAACCAAACAGUCACGAACGACCAGAUGAUCAACAACGAGCAAGCUGAUAUGAUUAAGAUGUCAGCUGCUCAGCCACAUAUCAGAAAGUCUACAACGGACUCGGUUGUGAAGCAAGUUGGACUGGCUUCGAAUAACAUCCACGGAUUCAUCAAGGUUGAGGAGCCUGUGAAGGUGGAUGCAAUCGUUCUUAACAAGCCCAAGAUUAUUUUCCAUGGGAACAAAUUUGCCAAUCUGGACGAUCCAAAAAGCAGAUUCCCAACUGAUUUCAACCGUGCUGGCGCCUACUUCAUCGCCAAAGAUUUGGCGAAUUGGGAGAUGGUCUUUGUUCAAGGCGAAGAAGUGAAGGGCCUUGCCGACCAACUUGUCAGUGAGAUGCGUACAAACGGAAUGAAAACUAACCCACCAGCAGUCAGCUUCAUCGUCCAUGGUGAUCUCAAUACUGUUUUCCAAAAGGCAAAAGCAGCCAAAAGACAACUUCUUUUCUUCGUCGUCAAAAGUCGGUACAACUACCAUCAGCAAAUUAAAGCAUUGGAGCAAAGAUUCGAUCUGCUCACACAAGAAAUUCGUCUUGAGACGGCGGAAAAAGUUUUCCGUCAACCCCAAACUCGUCUCAACAUCACCAAUAAAACUAACAUGAAGCUGGGAGGAUUGAACUACCAAAUUGGAAGCGAGUCUUUCAAUAAACCAAAUCGUCUCAUUGUCGGAUUCGAAACUUCCCAACGUUCCGGUGGCAAUCCAGAUUAUCCAAUUUCUGUGGGUUUUGCCGCAAAUAUGUUGGACCACCACCAAAAGUUUGCUGGAGGAUACGUUUAUGUGAAACGCUCGAAUAAUGUUUUCGGAUCAAUCGUCAAGGAUACUCUUGUAAAGGUUCUCGAGACUACCAAGAAAAAUCGUGGAGUGCCAAACGACAUCUUAUUGUACUUCAAUGGUAUUUCCGAGGGACAGUUUGCAAUGCUGAAUGAAGAGUUCAGUCAACACGUCAAGGAGGCAUGCAAAUUCAUGAGUCCUUCAUACCAACCACACUUCACGAUCAUUGCUUCUUCGAAGACUCACAACGAGCGUUUGUACAAGUCUGACAAGGGUCGCAUUGUCAACUUGGAGCCCGGAACGGUUAUUGAUCACACGAUCGUGAGUCCAGUCUACAACGAGUGGUUCCAUGCAUCUGCUGUGGCUCGCCAAGGAACUGCUAAGGCAACCAAGUUCACGUUGAUUUUCACGACUCAACCCAAUGAGCCAAUGUGGAACUUGGAACAGCUGACAAAUGAUCUUUGCUAUGAUCAUCAAAUCGUUUUCCACCCAGUAGGCUUGCCGGUUCCGCUCUACAUUGCUGGCAGAUACAGUCAGCGUGGAGCUAUGGUCCUAAACGAGAACGACGGACCUAUUUUCGCCAACGGUGAGGUCGAUCUUGUCGCCACUAACGCCCAGUAUGGCUACGGAAACAAAGCCUUGUUCAACACCCGCUUCAACGCCUAG